AUGAAAGAAUAUCUCUCUUUGGGUGACGAAACAACAAUAAAUUAUAUUAAAGACGAAGAACUCGUAGCAACUAUUCUUACCUUGCUUUAUAAUUUAGCGUCUAAUUCAACUAUACAUGCUGUUAUAAAAGAAAUUGCACCAAAGCCGAUUUUAUUAUCACUGUGUGAUAACGAACAGCAACAAAUUACAACUAAUAGUACGCGACAAAAAAUUAACAUACCAACGAAUAUUCAAUUCCCAGCACGAUCUCUAGUUGCAUUAUCAACUGAAGAUGUUGAUGAAUUGGAUCAGCCAGAUGAAGUUACAAGCUUACUCGUUACAUAUUUGGCUAAAGCUGUUAAGAAUGACUCACAAGCGCAUGCAGGAGUUCAUGCUAUCAGGUUGCUUACCAAUGUAGCAACAAUUGCACAGAAUGAUCAAGUGAAAGAACAAAUUGUAGAAUCUGGUGCAUUGAGAUUAUUAUCUGACUGUAUCCUUACUCCAGCAGCUACUGAUGAUAAAAUUCAACAGCCAGCAUUAGACGCCAUAUGGACAGUCAGUUUUAAUGGAAAAGCACGUUUCGUACUGAGGACAGACGAAAAACUUGUCACACAAUUACAUGAAAUAUUUAAAUCAGGUCGCAGCUUUGAUCAACAAAAAGCAGCUGAUGGUAUUCUGUGGCGGUUAAUUAAUGAAGAAAAUUUUCGAGCUCAGCAGUUACCUAUUCAACGUAUAUUGGUCCAUCCAAAUGAAAAACCCCCAAACCCAACUUAUGAAGAUGAUAGUGUAUGGGUUAAAAUUAAUCACGAUGGAGGUCAAAUAGUCGUUUUACGGGACAACCUAACUAAAGAACAAAAGGAAAUGAUCGCUGCACAAAGAAGUCAAACAUUAGAUCUUCAGAUGAAAACCAGUAAACGGAAUAAAUACGAUUUAAUGAUUAGUUAUUGUCAUAAGAAUUCUGAUCUGUGCAACAUUAUUUAUAACUGUCUAUUGAAACUAGGAAAAUAUAAAAUAUGGAUUGAUAAGGAAGAAAUGCACGGAUCAAUGAUGGAACGCAUGGCUGAAGCGAUUGAAGAUUCACAUUUAAUGUUGGUUUGUAUGUCAAGUGCGUACAGGUCGAGUCAAGCAUGUCAAGCCGAAUGUGAAUAUGCUUUUAGUCAUCAACAUCGAGCACUUUUUUUGAAACUAGAACCGAACUAUAAACCAAACGGUUGGUUAGGUAUUUUUCUUGGCAGCAGAUAUUAUAUUGAUAUUACAAAAGGAGAUUUUAUGACAAAAUUCAAAGAGAUAGUCAAACAAAUUAGUAUUGAAAGAAAUGAAAUUCCAGACUAUGGUUUAAUAGAUACAAUCGUUACGGCCGAUGUGCAAAGAAUUGUGACAAAUGCUCUGAAAACUAAAGACAAAACCAGUAACACUGCUACAAAACUAAUAUCAGCCAAUAUUGAUAAAAUAUUACCAUCAGGUGAUAUUCAUCAGUCAACACUAUCGCCACCUUCACUGAGUAAUGCAACAACAUGUACUGCUAACUCUGAACAGAAAACUCAUAAUACAGAUGCUUCUGCAUCUCCAAAUACCAAAGAAAUAUUGAAUGCCAAACCUUCACUUCUUAGUGCAUCAAAUAAUUUUAUACCACCGUCUGUCCGUUCUACCAUCAGCAACACAGAUCUCCAACAAAUAAAUUCAAAGCAAAACACACCUAUCAGUAGCUCGUCUAUUGUGUUGUCAUUUGAAAAGUCGGCUUCAGUACUAGACAGUCAAAACAAAAUUAAAGAAGAGUGUUUGACUCCUGACAAACUUGCAAAAUACUAUCCAUCCAACUUUGACUAUGGUAAUGUUGGCGAUAAUCAAGAUUCUUCAAAUGAUUUUGCUUUCAAAGUUCAAACACAUAGUAUUCCAAAUUUAUCAGAUGAUGAGUAUGGAACAGAUCGUGAAGAUGCGUCAUGCAAUCCUUUUCGCUGUUGCCUUCGUUUUCUCAGAUCUCGUCGUUACGCCUCCUCAAAUGAAUGA
Messenger RNA from Rotaria sp. Silwood1, 1986 nucleotides. The record is from the annotation of a GenBank genome assembly. NCBI's taxonomy places the organism in Eukaryota, Metazoa, Rotifera, Eurotatoria, Philodinida, Philodinidae.